Carya illinoinensis is the source of this 1372-nucleotide messenger RNA. Its product is annotated as TLC domain-containing protein At5g14285-like. Bases 355 to 1104 code for a protein of 249 amino acids. The record is from RefSeq and is a predicted model, not a curated record. Gene Ontology annotation, cellular component: membrane. The transcript has a single exon. Lineage: Eukaryota; Viridiplantae; Streptophyta; Magnoliopsida; Fagales; Juglandaceae.
GUUUUGGUACCCGAAACGAAACGACUACCGAAAUUAUCCAAGCCCCGCGACAAUCAUCGUCCAUUUCAAUUUGCGUUCUGCCUAACCCUUUCUCUUCAAUCAUCCCCUCUCAUUUUGUCACGUAUCUUUUCCAUUCUUUACGGAUUAACUGAUCGCAAGUCCGCAUCAAAACUUUCCCCAAUUUGUUUUCGCCUUCGACUCAAAAAGUUUUCAUCGCUUCUCUGUGGACGACUGUCCUCCAAUCCUUCACAACUUCUCCGACUCUGCUGGUUGGUUUUGCUAAAUUCAUUCAUACUCUUGCGCUGGAAGCUUUGAUUUUAUCGUCUAUCUUGGAGUUUCUGAAUCUGGGUUUUCAUGGAGACUCUUCUCAAUCUUUUCAGCCCAACCUUCCCUACAUUCUUCCUCAUGUUUGUCUUGCUAUAUCUCUUUGCUUUCUUUGUAAUUCUUCGCAACUGGGGUACAAAGCAUCGACCGGACGCUGCGAGCUGUCUCCUCUCUCUUAGCCAUGGCACUCCUGCUGUUAUCAUGGCCAUCCACGCACUAAGAAACGCCCCGACGCCGCGUAGUUUUGCUUCUCCGAACGCUGCUUUCCAAAACACAGUCUUGGAAUUCAGCAUAGCUUACUUCUUGAUGGACCUCAUCCACUACCUGGUAUUCUUCCCCAACGACAUCUUAUUCAUCAGUCACCAUUUAGCUACGCUGUACGUGUUUGUGACCUGUCGUUAUGUGGUUCGUCACGGGGCCUUGGCGAUAAUCGUGCUUCUUGUUCUGGCUGAGGUUACCAGUGCUUGUCAGAACGUGUGGAGCAUUGCUAGGUUGAAAAAAGCUGAUGUUCCUGCGGCUGCAAAAUUGUACGAGUUUCUGUCUCCUCCUUUCUAUGUUUUCUAUUCUGUUGCUAGAGGGAUUUUGGGGACGGUGGUGGUGUAUAAGAUGGGGGUGUUUUACGCAAGUGGGGCAGCUGAUAAUGCUAUUCCGAGGUGGGCAUGGAUUUCCUGGAUGGUUGUAAUUGUUUCUGCAAUCUUGAUUAGCUUGUUAUGGAUUUCGAAUAAAUGGAUAUAUUGGUAUAAAGAAAAAAGUCUCCAAGUCCAGAAGAAAGUCAGGUAAAAUAAAAUCUGUGGUUUUUUUCUUUUCUUUUCUUUUUUGGCUGGAUGGAAAUUGGGAAUCAUGGGGUUCAACAGCUCAACAGUCAAGUCAGAAUUGGAUGUGAGAUUAUGGAUCCCUACAAUGUUCAUAAUGAUGGUCUGUAAUUAAAGGGUUGUAACUUUGUAGUUAAAUUUUAUGGGUGAUAUCAUUUAUCUGUAUAUGAUCAUAUACAAUAGGCAUUUGUGAUGUUUGUUGCAAUGAAGAUAUCCCAAAGCCUAUUUGCUUAGAA